UUCUUGGAUGAGAAGCGAAACGUCUUCAAAGACAAAACCAGAAAGUCCAGUUGUCUCUUGAAAAUGCACUUUUCGAAUUGCUGAGCUCCACAAGAGCUUUGAGGGAACGAUCGGAGCUCACCCCGACGCAAGGCAACACUCAGGCGCUUCCGAUCGCGGGCUUGCUGCUUGUCAACCCCGUCGUCCUAAGCACGUGAGCCACCGCGAUACAAAUUCUCUCCAAGUGAAAGAUUUAGGAUUGCAGCCCUGCCUAAAGAAUUUCUUUCCCUGGUUUAACUUAUCCGUGCUCUCUCUUGGGUCUCUGCCCCGCUUUCCCUUGGGAAACCCAGAAACGCAAACGGCUCCAACUCUACUCCAUUUCCUCCCCACCUACCUCCAACCCCCGCUUGGGCGUCCCCGACCAAUGGAAAGUUUUCUUAAGCGAUUCCCAGACUCCGCUGAGCCGGGCCACAACAUUUUUGUGCUGCUUUGGGGUUUUUUUUCCCCUCACGAGGCCUGAGUAAAGAGCGCCGUUCUUUCCCUUCCGACCGAGAGGAGGCCUCUUAGGCCAGAGCAAUCCAUCGUCGAUCUGACGAGACUCCUCCCACGUAACGCGGAGUCGGUCGGCGGGCUGUUCGAAAGAGUGGCCCGUCUGAAGCCGCGGCAGAGCGCACGGCUAAAUCGGUGAGAAAGAGAAAGUGGUUUGGGCGGCGUCGCCGGGAUGGAAUCGCGGGACGAGCCGGGCUGCCCGGAGAUAGGAGACAAGGCCGCGCCGGUGGCGGCUUUCGGUAAGCCCACGGAAGGAGUGACGGAGGAAGGAGCCCGUUUGCGCUUCAACGAAGACAGGAUGCCGGAUUUGCUCAAGCUCUAUCGAUUCAAGGAACAAAUAAGUCAGCAUCUUAUGGAAUAUAAAACAAUAAUCAAUUCAGCAGCUGCAGAAAAGAUUCCAGAUCAAGAUAGAAAUGAAAAAAUAUUAGAGGGUUCCAUAGAAGAAUUGGAAAGAGACUUGGAAGAGAUGAGGCUAUCGUAUCAAAACAAAGCUUUAGCAUUACAAAGGAUCCAAAUAACUGAUGCCCUUAGAACCAAACUGAAAAAUGAAGAUGAUGAUUCAAAGUUUAUCUGGGAUACUAUUAAACAUAUCAUGAUGCUUAGUACAGCAAUACUUAAAUCAAAGCAGCAAUCCCGUGAACUGGAAGAAAAACUGAAUGAGGUUAAGAAGAGCAGACUAGAAUUAAAGCGAGCUGGAGAAUGUAAACUGGCACAAAUACAUGAUAUGAAGAGAAAACAAAAAAAGGAUUUAGAAAAUAUGGAGGUUGGUGAAAUGUUGAAGAAAGUUCGUAAAAAUGUACAAAAGGAAAUUCAGAUGACUACAUUGAUUCAAAACAUUUUUCAGAACCUUAUUACUGGAAGUGGAGUCAAUUGGGCAAAGGAUCCAGCAUUGAAGAGAAUUGUUCUACAACUGGAGAAUAAUGUGACUGACAUCUGAAACAUUGUUAAUGACUAUUUUAUUUCUGUGGUUUCCAAAUUCAGAGAUAAAAGUGUAAUCUAUCAGGUUUUUGUAAUAUACUAGUCAUAUGCUAAGAGUAAUGUAUCUGUACAAGAAUAUAUUCCACUGAAGUAUGGUUGAUAUAGCAACAAAAAGGAAAUUCUGUUGUAGUCAUUGUAAAUGUAUCCAAGAAGCUAUUACAUUUAGCUGUAAAAUAAUUCACAUCUUCUCUUAAUUUUGCACAAGUUUCCAAUUGCUGAUUCCAGUAAUAACAGAGCAAUAGGCCUUGGGCAAAAGUAGAUAUUUACAAAGGUAGCCACUUUGUUCUCUCAAUUUAGCCUGUGCUUUGUCUUCUUGCUAUGAAUGAUACAACUUAAUUGUUGUUGUUUUUUUUGCUAAAUUCUUAUUACAAUUCUUUACAUCUAAUUUCAGUGGAUUUUUAAUAAAUCAUCAGUAGUUCAAAUAUUCAUAGUAGACAUUACCAAAUAUUAUUGAACAGUAUUUUCUCCCUAGGCCAUUCUUGUAAGAUAUUUGUAAUAUUCUAUUUCUUUAUAUCUGCUGUAGUUUUUCAUAGCUGAUGAAUGGAUAAUAUAGUAAAACCAUAUCUAAAUAGGAGGCCAUAUCCUAAAUGUUGAUAAAGAUUUUAUUUUUGCAGAAAUGUUACACUGUAAUUGUACCAUAUUAUUAGGUUGCCUCUUGUUAAUGUUCCCAGACAGAAAUAAAUAUUUUGAACCAAGACAUACAAGUAUCCAUAUAAAAUGGCAGUAGGAUCUUGCUCUUUUAACAUUAGAUAUGUAAAAUUCCCAUUGAUGCUAUUAUCUCAAUGCUGGUAUGUGCACUGUAGUUAGAUAAAAAUCUGAAGGAGCUUCCCUUUUAAAAUAACCUAUUAGCAAAAUAUCACAGGACAAAAA
Molecule: messenger RNA, 2376 nt
Organism: Thamnophis elegans (Western terrestrial garter snake)
Lineage: Eukaryota; Metazoa; Chordata; Lepidosauria; Squamata; Natricidae
Gene: CENPH
Product: centromere protein H
Exons: 9
Coding region: 701-1465 (254 amino acids)
Biological process (GO): mitotic spindle organization; kinetochore assembly; chromosome segregation
Cellular component (GO): kinetochore; nucleus
Molecular function (GO): kinetochore binding
Source: RefSeq, a predicted model, not a curated record